This is a messenger RNA of Parnassius mnemosyne (clouded apollo), 2484 nucleotides long. The record is from the annotation of a GenBank genome assembly. Lineage: Eukaryota; Metazoa; Arthropoda; Insecta; Lepidoptera; Papilionidae.
AGUCACUCCCGACCUGUCAUACGCUGCAUUCGUGCCGCCGUUUAUUAUAUCUAAAAACUACUAUACAAUCUCGUGAUCUGGCAUUUGUCAGAUCUGUAUUUUAAAAUGGCAAAUUCAAAGAAACAGUCAAGAGAAGAAAGGCUUAGAAAAAAGAGGCUAGCAGAAAAAAAGAGAUAUGAAAGAAUAAAAAAUAAUGAUGCCUUAUGGAAAGAAAAACAAGAGAAGAAUAAGCAAAACUACAUUCGUAGAAAGGAGGAAAAUAAACAGCUACCAAUAAACGAAAUGAAUCCUAGACAACAAAGGUUACAAAGAAAAAGAUGGAGAAAGAAUUACAAGUCAUAUUACUUAAGAAAAAAGCAAGCAAAAAGAACGGUUGCCAUACUUGCUCAAAACACCCCACCACAAAGUCCCAGCGUUAUGUCAGAUACUGAACUGAUAGCUUUACAAGAAAACUUUUGUGAUCCGUCACCUUUAGAAAACCCUUUUUUAUGCAGAGAACCGGAGUCGCCUAUACCAGGACCAUCUAGGAUUUUGCGCAGUAUGUCUCAACAGAGCAAUGAAUUAUCUUCUCACUUAGGAAUACGUACACCAAAUAAAUCUCCUUCAUGUCCUUCACCUAUAACUUCCGCCGUAAGAUGCACAAGUUACAUAAAAGAUAAAGAGAUAAAUAAUCUAAAAAAAUAAUAAUAAAUAUGAAGCGACAAAAUGAACGUUUUCGGAAACAACUGCAUAGGCUAGUAAAGGCAAAAACAAAAGAAGGACCUUUAGCUUUAGAUAUGCCUAGUCAAAAUAAAAUAGUUCCUAAAAUAAAACGCAUAGUAAAUAAGUCAGUAAGUAAUGAAACACUGAAUCAUAAUUUAAAAUCUUUGCCUGAACUACUGAUAAAAGAAGUCAUAGGAUUUUAUGAAGAUGAUGAAAAUAGUCGCCUAUGCUCUGGGAAGAAGGAAUUUAUAGUAAGAAAAAAGAUACGUAAACAAAAGCGGUACCUUAGCGAUAGUCUUCUCAAUUUGCAUAAAAAGUUUCUCAAAACUUCAUAUUAUACUAUCAGCUAUUCAGCAUUCUGCAAACUAAGAUCUUUCUGGGUGCUGCUUCCUGAUUCCCGAUCACGGGAUACUUGUUUAUGCAAAUUGCAUACCAAUAUGGAUUUAAUAGUGCAAGGAUUGUAUCAGAGGAAGAUAUUAUCAGCUAAGACCUCCCAAGAUCUCGUUUUACUAUGUUGUGACGUGUAUGAUGUGGAUUGUUUGCAUUGAACGUGUUUAGCGUGCAAGAAAAAGGAAGUUUGUUAUCAGGAAUUUGAUAAUUCUAUUGAAAUUACGUACUGGCAGUGGGAAACUAAACAAGACAUGAUUCAGGGAACGGAAAGAAAAAUAAGAACUACUGAAAAAAUAAAAAAACUAGAAGAACCUAAGAAGUGUAUCGAAAAAUUGGAAUCAACACUGAAUGAGUAUUUCAUGCAUUGUGGUAAUAUAGUUGCUCAACAAAAAGCUUUCAGAAACUUAAAAGAACGUCUUCAAGAGGGUGAGUGUAUUAUUCAUAUUGAUUAUAGCGAAAAUUAUGCAGUUAAGUGUACUGAAGAAAUACAGUCCUACCAUUUCGGUGGUAGUCGUAUACAAUUAACUUUACAUACGUCGGUAAUAUAUUUUCUGAAUGAUGAGAAGAUAAAGCAAAUACAAUCUUUUUGUACGGUGAGUGAAUGCCUGCGCCAUGACAUUUCAGCCGUAUGGGCUCACAUCAUACCAAUUCUCGAAUAUAUAGGUGAACCAAAGACAGGCAUUCACACUAUACAUUUUAUUUCUGAUUCCCCAUCUAGUCAGUAUCGUAACAAAAAGAUAUUUUAUUUAAUUUCAUGCUUGCACAUAUACCUGAGCUCCAUCAAAACCAUUACGUGGAACUAUAGUGAAUCUGGUCAUGGAAAGGGAGCCCCAGACGGAGUAGGUGCUGUUAUGAAGAGAAUUGCGGAUCAAGCUGUCGCCCAAGGGCAAGACAAAGGGUCUAGAUGAUUUUUUAAAUAUUAUGGACCAAAACUUAAAUAAAGUGAAAGUGAGAACAGUUUCUGAAUAUGACAUAAAUGAAAAUGACAUGCUUUUCCCACCUAAUGUGAAAGGUUUUCCAGGAUGCAUGAAAAUGCAUCAAAUAGUAUGGAACUUGGAUUCUCCUAUGGUAGCCGUUCGUAAACUGAGUUGUACUGAUAAAAACUGUUUGUAUCAUGUUGUCAAUUGCAGCCAUACCUUGGUUUUUAUCACUUGGAAGACGGAUGUCAGAAAUCUUUAACGGUCACACCCCUAGCUGAUUCAAAAAGACAAUUGAGAGAAAUUGGUAAAUCCUUUUGGACAAUAAAUAAUGAAACAGAUCUAAACGAAGAGAAAAUUCGAAAAGCUAAACAAACCAAAGGUACACAUAAAGAAAAGGGCACAAGUUCGUCACCACAGAAAGAUAGAAUCAAAUAUUUUACACCAAAGACUAAUCAAAAAAAUACUUUAACAG